UCCUUGGAGAGAUUGAAAAAGUUAUCGGAAAAAGUUUCAAACGAACGGUUAGUCGUAGACGUCAGUUGUCGGAGGACGGAAGAUGGUUGGACGGUCGCUAUGAAUAAGUGGCAAGAUUUAGAGUCACUCGAUCUUUUCUCUGAGUAUUGCAGUGAAUUCCUCAUUCACGCGGCGGACGUCGAGGGUCUGUGUCAGGGGAAUCGGGAUUGACGAGGACUUGGUAAAAUUUCUCAGCCAAUACGCAACUAUCCCGACAACGUAUACCGGAGGUGCAAAAUCAAUCCAAACUUUGACCUGGUCGAUCGACUAUCAAAUGGAAAAGUCGACCUGACAUAUGGAAUGUGCGUCUUUGAAGAACGUCUCUUAGUCGAAAUAAUUGUAAACAUGUACGGUCAGCUCCCUGGAUAUGCUUGGUGGUUCCUUAGUUUCGUUCGAGGAACUGGUCACACACAGCCUGAACCCAAGUCGGACUUGGUUCAUGCUUGCG
Cantharellus anzutake is the source of this 487-nucleotide messenger RNA. RefSeq lists its product as uncharacterized. The annotation marks the transcript as partial. Gene Ontology annotation, cellular component: cytoplasm. Lineage: Eukaryota; Fungi; Basidiomycota; Agaricomycetes; Cantharellales; Hydnaceae. The record is from RefSeq and is a predicted model, not a curated record. Gene Ontology annotation, molecular function: 1-(5-phosphoribosyl)-5-[(5-phosphoribosylamino)methylideneamino]imidazole-4-carboxamide isomerase activity. The transcript has 5 exons. Gene Ontology annotation, biological process: L-tryptophan biosynthetic process; L-histidine biosynthetic process.